Globicephala melas (long-finned pilot whale) is the source of this 9556-nucleotide messenger RNA. RefSeq names its product WD repeat domain 4 (gene WDR4). Gene Ontology annotation, biological process: tRNA modification; RNA (guanine-N7)-methylation. NCBI's taxonomy places the organism in Eukaryota, Metazoa, Chordata, Mammalia, Artiodactyla, Delphinidae. The record is from RefSeq and is a predicted model, not a curated record. Gene Ontology annotation, cellular component: tRNA methyltransferase complex; cytosol; nucleus. Gene Ontology annotation, molecular function: protein binding.
AGAGGCGCUAGGCGGCGCACGUGGGUAGCUGCGCGGCGGGUGGGUACAUGGCGGGUUCUGCAGGGCUGGCGCUGUGCGGGCAUGAGUUGGUGGUGCGGGGCGGCAGCCGGUUGCUGGCCACCUCCACUUCGAGCAGUGAUGAUGACAGCCUCUUCAUAUAUGAUUGCAGUGCUGCAGAAAAGGAGGCACAAGAGCAUAAAGGGGAGGACGGACAGCCCGUGGAUAAGGGGAGUGACACGGUUCUGGCGUCCACCUUCUCCACGUCCGGCAGCUAUUUCGCUUUAACUGAUGACAGUAAGCGUCUGAUUCUUUUCCGUACAAAACCAUGGCAAUGUCUGAGUGUCAGGACUGUGGUGAGGAGGUGCACAGCCCUGACCUUCACGGCCUCUGAGGAGAAGGUUCUGGUAGCAGACAAGUCUGGGGACGUUUAUUCCUUUUCGGUGCUGGAGCCGCACGGGAGCGGCAAGCUUGAACUGGGACACCUGUCGAUGCUGCUGGAUGUGGCCGUGAGUCCCGACGACCGCUAUGUCCUCACUGCCGACCGGGACGAGAAAAUCCGCGUGAGCUGGGCUGCGGCUCCGCACAACAUCGAGUCCUUCUGCCUCGGGCACACCGAGUUUGUGAGUCGCAUCUUCGUGGUGCCAGACCACCCCGAGCUGCUCUUGUCCUCGUCCGGGGACCGCACCCUGAGACUCUGGCAGUACAGAAGCGGCCGCGAGUUGCAUUGUUGUCACCUGCCCAGCCUGCAGGAGCCGGCGGAGCCCUGGAGCAACAAGAGGUUCGCUGCGUCCAGGAUCACUUACUGGCGCCAGGAGGACUGCGUGGCGCUCCUGUGUGACGGGCUGCCCGUGGUCUGCCUCUUCCAGCUGGAUGUCCCCCGGCGGCAGCUGGUCUACCAGCAGCAGCUGACUUUCCAGCACAGAGUGUGGGACGCCGCCUUCGAGGAGGCCCGGGGGCUGUGGGUCCUGCAGGACUGCCGGGAGGCCCCCCUCGUGCUCUGCAGGCCUGUGGGCGGCCAGUGGCAGUCUCUUCCUGAAAGUGCUGUGUCGAAGAGGGUCUGUGCUCACCUUCGCGAGAACUGGGCCAUGUUGGAAGGCUCUGCUGGCACGGACAGUGGCUUCAGCAGCCUCUACAAGGCCACCUGCGACAACAUGACCACUUACCUGAAGAAGAAGGAGGAACGGCUGCAGCAGCAGCUGGAGAAGAAGCGACGCAGGGGGCCACCGCGCGGGUCCAACGGGCAGACCAAGAAGAUGAAGGCGGGGCGCGCACCACGGAGCUGCUCGUCCUAGCUCGGCUCGGAGCGCUCCUUGGGGGUGCUCGGCGCCUCGGGGCGGCGGGACACUGUGCUCGCCCCUCCUGCCUGCAGCGCCCUGACGCAGGCAAAGGGGGGACCUCAUUCCCGACUCGGGCUGGGGGGCGGCGAGGACUCAGCGGACACCUGGGGCCUUGCCAGGUAGCUGGACGCGGGACCCUGGGCUCUAGAACAUUCUGUUGCUGAGCAGAGCCCUCUGGCUGGAGGGAGGCCAUGCAGCGUGUGAGCCGCUAUGCCUGAGCAGUGAGUGCCUCCAAGCCCCUUCCCUUCACACUGGAGGGCACGUCACCCUGCAGCUGUGGCGCUGUCCUUUCCUGCUCGUCCAUGCGGCUUCCUCUAGGGGAGCCUGGACACGGACGGAUGUCUUUCCAGCAGUGCGGUGCACACCCGCGCUUUUCUCCAGUCCCCUCGCCCUCCUGGAUGGUCCACUACGCUGUCCAGCAGGCGGCUGCGCGCCGCGGGGGCCGUAAACCUGAGGGGAGUUAAGUCCUCGGUUCCCUAGGCAGCGCUGGCUCCGGUGCUCAGGCCCCUCGGGGUGCGGAGAGCUCCUCGCCGGCGCUGGUGGAGAUGGGAGCCUGUCCGCGACGCGUGUGGACAGAGAAGCCCGGCUGCACGCUUACUCCGCAGGGAAGUGACAGGCGAUGUUGUGUAUGUUUGAUUUCGGCUUGCACUUUGUGCACGUGCUGCAGAGCAGGAGGGUCGGCUGAAUUCUAAUUACUGAUCAAUAAAGAUGAGCUUUUUGGCAGCUUCUAGAAAUUUUAGCAGCAGCACCUGGAGCUAAUCUCAGAAUAUAUUCAGUGGAACCAUUUGUGAUGAGUGCGCUGUUUCCGACCGAAACAUUUGCCUUUUGAUUUGAAGAAAAACAUUUCUUUGGUUUGGGGUUUCACAGGGUACUUGGACACAAAUCAUUUUGUGUAUCAGAAGCUGCAAGGCUUCAAACUUUUCCUAAGUGCCUUAUUUUACUUUAAACAUUGAUCUGAAAACAGUGCUGUUUGUGAACCGCCCGGGGUAACUUCCCACAAGGGACAUCAGGACCUCCCCAGACUGGGGGCUGUCUCGGGCAAAGGAGAGCAGAGGGGGUGUGCCUGGGAUGGAAUGGGGUCCCCAGGGCAGAGUGGGGUGCCCUGGCCAUGGUCCUGGAGGGGGAGCCUGACCUCGUGAGCACCGCAUCGGGCCCAGGAAGGGUUUGUGAUAAUAGUCUGCUCUGAAUUCUUGGUUUUAGGAGCAAUUUAGGUUUGUUCAUUUUGGUGUCUUUGUCUAAGAUAGGGGUCAGCAAACGGGCUCGCAGGCCACAUGCUGCCUGUUGACCAGUUUUGUGUGGUCUGUGAGCUAAGCGUAGUUUUUACAUUUUUAAAGGUUGAAAAAAGUCAAAAGCAAAAGAUUUCGAGAUGAGUGUCCAUCACUAAAAUUUUACCGGGACGCGCCCACGCCUGCUCGAUUGGGGGUGGUCGACGUCGGCUUUGGGGCUGCAGCCGCAGAGGGGGAUGGUUGCCUCGGAGACCGGAUGGCCUGCCCAGUCUACAGCCUUGAUUUUCUGGUCCUCUGCAGAGAGCCUUGCCAGUCCCUACCGCGCGCUCUCUCAAGUCUGUGCAGUGUUUUAAAGGAACUGGUUAAUUUCACCGCGCUCCACGUGGUCCCUGAGGGCAGCUAGGGGAGCAGCCUCUAGAACCCCGGUGUCCCAGCUCUGGGCAGCAGGGGUGGCGCUGAGGGGUGUGUGAGGCUGGCCUCUUGCACCUGAUGGGGAAGCUCAGACUUAACGACAGCGGCAGUGCCAGGCAGCCUGUCCGGGAGAGCAGAGCACAGGUGAGAGGGGCCACGAACAUCUCCCGCCUUUCCGGGGGUUGCUUUAAAGUUACUUGCGUUCUGAUGGAAGCUACACACGCACGUGUCAGAGACCAGGCUAUACUGACGGGCUGACUGAGACUGUGGUCUGGUCUGCUGCUUCUCCCACACAGCCCCGCCCCACUUGGUGAUCUUCGGCCGCUAGAGGCCCGGCAGCAGGUGUGGGGGGGGGAGGGGGAGGGAGGCAGCGGCCUUCUCUUCUGCUGCGGUGCCCGUUCCGUGGGCUGCCUCCCUCUGGGACUGUCGCCUCCUGGGGGCCCUGGCUCCACCCAGCCCCAGGGGCAGACGUGGCUUCUUCUUGGUCCCGAAACCCCGUCCGCGUCUCUGGAACUAGCGUCUCCAUCAAAGGACCUUAACGAAUCUCAGGUGAGUGUGAGCUGAAUUCUCGCUGGAAGCCUGACUUAGGAGCCGUUCCUGCUCAUGUGCCCCCGGUUGCCCCGAAGUUUCUCCCGUGGUUGGCGGAACGCAGACCCGUGAGGAGCCAGCUGUUGGAUUUCCUGGGUUUUCGUCUUUUACGUCUUCACCCGUAGCAGCAGCGUCCCUGCUUCCCUCCGUGGCUUUGCCUUGAGAAGGCCGGUCCAUCGUCCUCUGAUGAGAAGAGCGGCUUCUUUGGGUUCGUCUGUUGAGCCGCGGGGGCGGAGGAGUUGAGCUGGCUUUCUUACCCCUUUACUUAGCUCUAUUUUCCGUCCUUUCUCAGUGUCCGUGUGUUUUGCGUUUGGGGAGAUUCCUUGGGCUUUGUUCCGGCGCAUUUACUGAUUUUUUAAAAACCUGGUCACCACAGUUGUGAAUUUGAAGUGGUUUUGUUCCUUCGUUUUCAUCCUAGUGUACGGCUGGCAAGUGUGCCCGGAAUGGGUAACAGUCCCAGCCAGAGCCGGGACGCUCAGCAACAGCAGAGUGGUCCCCAGGUUCCCUCCUGGCAGUUACCACCGACCCCCCACCCCUACCCCCAGGCCAGGCCGACCCAACGCGCUGGUUCGCCGCCUCUCAUGCUGUUGUGUACGGCUGUGGUGGUCACUCUCACUGCUCCCUCGUGUGAAAACACCACAGCGCGCUCACCCCACUGUCACGUGGGCAUUUGAGUAGUUCCCACUUCUGGGCUGCGGGGAGCGAGCUGGUCGCUGUCCUGGAACACGCGUAAGCGUUUCUCUCGGGAGGGCCCUUGCUGGCCCGAAGGCACUUGGACAGCGCCGCCCACCCUCGUUCAUUUCAACCCCUACCGGUACAUUCUCUUGCUCAGCCUUUGAGGUUUAACUUUGCAAAGGGGCAGACUUGGAGUUAUGGGCCGCUGUGUGUGGGCCAGUGAAGCAGCCCACUUCGUGUCGAGGCUUAACCUUGACCCUGUUCUCAGCAAAGGCGCCUUAACAAAGCGUGGAUCACCGCUCCGGGGGAAGCCAGCACGCGGUCGUGGGGACAUUCAGGCCUGCCAGUAGAUCACCGUGGCGGGGAGCUGAGGCCUCCUGUCUUGGGGGAGCUUUCUCGUGUCAAUGUGGAGAGAACGCUGUGGAUUUGUUUCCCGCAGCACUGAUCUGAGUUCUGUGCGUGUUGCCAUGCAUUUUUCUUUCUAAUUUCCAUUGUGAUUUCUUUGCUGCAUGGGCUGUUUGGAAGUGUGGUUAAAUUCCCAAACGUCGGAUGUGUUUUCUUCAGAUUUUUAAAAUUGAUUUCUGGUUUUGAUUCCAUUGUGGUCUCGAUAUACUUUGAUUCCUUUCCUUUUAGAUUUAUUGAGCCUUGUUUUAUGCUCCAGUAUGGUGGUGGUUUUAUGUGCCCUUGAAGAGAACAUGUCCCAUCGUUGCUGGCUGGAGGCGUGUUCUGUAAAUGUCCAUCAGGUCAAGUUGGUGAUGCUGUUGGUUGUUACCAGUUUCAGGAGCACAGCCAUCCUCCUGGUUUCUGUGUACCUCUCUUACGUACUGAAAGCAGUAGUUAAAUGUCUAAUUGUGGAACUAACUUUCCAUCGUUCUAGUGGUUUUUGAUUCUGAUAUCAGGUGCGUACACACGUAGGAGUAGUGUGUCAUCUUGAUGAAUGAUGCCUUACCAUUCUGAAAUAUCGCUCUGUCCCUAGUCCUAUUCUUUGUCCUGAAGUGUAGGUUAUCCUGUGAAUGCAGCCACUCCAAGUAAAAAGUUAGUGUUAGCAUGGAAUUUCUUUUUUCAUCCCUUCUAACCUAUGUAUGUGUUUAUAUUUAAAGUGGUUUCUUUUUGUUUUUUGUAGACGAUCUCUUCUUAUCCUCCAAAUUUUGGAUUUCAGUGGGAAUUCAGCUGAGCCACGUAUGUAAUUUAAAGUGUUCAGUAGUCACUUUGAGAAGUUUGAAAAAGAUAAAAUUUUGAGAAUAGUCUGUUUAGCCAAAUACAGCAAAAGUAGUGUUUUAGCAUACAAUCUAUAUAAAAGUUAUUCAUGAGCUAUUUUACAUUCUGUUUUUAGUCUUAAUUGUCAGAAAUAUGGUGUCUACUGUACAUAAGGUUCCUCUUUCAGAAAGCCCUGAUAGCCUAGAUAAACAGACUGCGUGAAUGACCUCGCUUUGCCCUUCCCACAACCUAAUUCCCACUCUUAAGCCUCAAAGUAGCCAAUAAACAGUGAACCCUUGAAGCCCUAGGCACCCCAGCGUCGACCCCAGUAGAGGCAGUGCCCCAGGCUCGUGCGUUUGCACGGGCCUCGCUGUGUGGCCCUCGGGCGUGCUGUGCCCUCUAGGACUGAGUAAUCAAGCUCAUUUCUCAAAGUUCCCUGAUGGCUUUUGCUGAAGCGCGUCCUGCAACCGUAAGAACCAGACAGGCUGGUCCAGCCACAACCUUGGCUGUGGUGGGGAAAACGUCCGGGGGCUCGCUCUAAGCAAUUCGGGUUGUGUGAAGCACACGUGCGGUUUUGUAAGGAAGCCCCGUACCGUUUUCCAGAGUGGGUGUGUCAUCUUACAUUCCUCUGGGUGAUGCACGUUGACCCAGUUUCUCUGCAUCCUCACCAGCAUUUGGUGUCAUCACUGUUUUAUCUUAAGUGAGUUUUGAGAGUUCUUUAUUCAAGUCCUUUGCCAGAUAUGGUUUGCAGAUGUCUUCUCCCAGGGCGCAAUUCCUUUUUUCAUCCUUUGAACACGGGCUCUUUUGCAAAGCAAACACGUGUGAUGUUGAUGGGCUCCAGUUCAUCAGUUUUUUCCUUUGACGGAUGGUGCCUUUGGUGUCGAGAACCCUUUUCCUAGCCCUAGCCUCUCAGGAUUUCCUCCUGUGAUACUUCUGGAUGUCUCAUGUUUCCCGUUUUACAUUUAAGUCCGUGAUCCAUCAUGAGUUAAUUUGUAUGUAAGAUGUGAGGUUCUGUUCUUUGACUGUGGACGUCUGCCUGCCCUGGUGCCACUUGUUGGAAAGGCUGUCUGUCCUCUGUUGAAUUGCCGCUGUGGCCUUCAUUGUGGAAGGAUAUUUUCACUGGAUGUAGUUCUUUAAUUUUUGUUUCUUUGGAGAUGUUCCUGCUCUGUCUCGGGGCCGCCCUAGUCUCCCCAGUGUCUGUUUUCCUCUGUGCUGGUGGCCUCAGUGUCUAUGCACAAGUCCGUGCGUGCCCCUGCAGCUGGACCCUCUGCCUUUGCCUUUGCGGGUUGGCACAGUGGCAGGCAUGGUCAGUGGAGGGCACUGGGCUGGGCUGGGGGGGCACUGCAGGAGGACGGGGCUGCUGCUUCAGGGCCCAGGGUCCUUUCUUCGUGGGCUGUGCUAUGCCGGCCAGCAGCACGGGGUGCUCUGUGACACCCCAGUGGGCUCGCAGUGAGCAUGCACCGCACCCCAGCAGGAGGCGUCCUGGCACGUGCCCUGGUACCACGUCCAGCUCCCAGGGAGUGUGUCUCCUGGUGCCCCAGUGAGUUGCUGGAACCCUGGCAGGAGGCUUUCUGCUCGCCAGCGCCACCAGCUGGCACAUCACAGCCGCACCCCCUCAGACAAGGUCCAGUCCCCACCCCAAACCCCCAGUGGGAUGCUGCCAUCUCCCCGAGGUCCACAGAUGCCACGCUUCUCCUGGCUUGUUCCCUCUGCAUGAGUCCUGGAGGUGCCGGCUACUCCCAGACCUCAGAUUCCUUUGCUCUUUAAAGUUCUUCACGCUUUACUCAGCAGCCCUCUGUUCCUGUUUAACAAUUCUUUAUAUUAGCGUUUUCCUCCUUAAAUUGUGUGACUUCCAUCUCUUGACCGAUACACCUUCUUUUCCCCACUGUACGUAAUGUGUCUUCUUUUCCUGGCUUUUAAAAAGCUUCCUCCCAUCACUGGUCGUCUGUAAUUUGAUCAUGAUGUGCUUUGGGGGCAUGCGUGUGUUUAUCCUGUUCAGCAUUUGCUGAGUUUCUUAAAUCUGUGGAUUUAUCGUCUUUGUCAAAUUUGGGAGUUUCCAAGUAUUAUUUCUUCGGAUAUCUGUUUCCUUCCUCCUUCUCUCUCUGCCUCCUGCAGACUUCAGUACUUGCAUUUCAGGCUGUUUGCUGCGGGCACUAGGGUCAACCAGUCUCAGCAGUUUCUCUUCGGGCCUUUUUCUGCUUCUGCUUCAUUGUGGAUAGAUUCUUUUUUUAAAAUUUACUCUUGGCUGCGUUGGGUCUUCGUUGCUGCGCCCGGGCUUUCUCUAGUGGCGGUGAGCGGGGGCUACUCUUCAUUGCAGUGCACGGGCUUCUCAUUGGGGUGGCUUCUCUGUUGCGGAGCACGGGCUCUAGGCGCCCGCGGGCUUCAGUAGUUGUGGCUCGUGGGCUCAGUAGUUGUGGUGCACGGGCUCUAGAGCGCAGGCUCAGUAGUUGUGGCGCACGGGCUCUAGAGCGCAGGCUCAGUAGUUGUGGCGCACAGGCUUAGUUGCUCCAUCACAUGCGGGAUCUUCCCGGACCAGGGCUUGAACCUGUGUCCCCUGCACUGGCAGGUGGAUUCUUAACCACUGUGCCACCGGGGAAUUCCAUGGAUGGAUUCUAUUUCUCAUCUUCACGUUCCCUGAUCUUUCCUUCUGUGGUGUGUAAGCUGCUGUCAUUCCAAGGCUGAGUAUUUUCUGAACCAGACAUUGUAUUUUUCAUCUCUGUAAUUUCGAUUUUGUUCUUUUAAAAAUAGCUUUCAUUUUUCUCAUCAUACUCAUUAAAAACUGUCCUUGAGCACACGGCGCAUACUUAAAAUGGUGGUUUUCUCUUACGUCGACUCCACCUUCCCUGUCGUUUCUGGCCUGUUUCUGCUGACUGGUCUACCUUCUGCUUAUGCACCUCUUUUCCUGCUGCUGUGUCCAGGAGGUUUUCUGUCGGGUGCCUGAUAUGGUGACACUGUCACGGUUGAGUGCUCAGCUCUAUUACCUUCCUUUAGAGAACGUUUCGCUCCUCUGGGCAGGCUGUUAAGCUCCUGGGGAUGAAGUCGAUCCUUCUGGGGUCUGUUCUGGAGCUCACGGGGGCAGGUUGGAGCAGCCUCUAGAGGGACAGUGUGCCCUGCUUUCUGAGGCCGGCCCACCUGGCAUCCCUGGGGAGCACCUGUAUGUUCGUGAAGUCUCCCCGUGCUGGGCUGGCCGGAGGGGCCUCGGGUGACCUCUGGUCUGGGAAUUGUCCUGUCCUCAGAAGUACUUGUGUGAGCCUCGUGGGGUUUCACCACACGUGAGCAGGGUGGUGUUGAAGCAGAGACCCAAGGGGACCCGGGCAGCCCCCUCUUCUCAGGCACCCUGUCCCAGACUCAGCUGCCCUGCCUCCGAAUUCCCUUCCACCUGGACCUGCCCCCACUGUGCUGCGGCCAAACGAUCACUUGAGGCAAAGAGUCCUCAGGCCCGUGUCGCCGGGUUUCCAGUUGGCCCUGGGGGGCGGGAUAUGUGUCUGGGCCCGCCGUGUUCGCCAUGGUCUGCGGUUGAGUCACAUUUGUCCUGUGACGAGUGAGGCCUCCCUCUCGUCUCUGACCUGCCUGUGGCCGUCCUUGGCCCAGGUGCUUGGCAGUGUUUCCUGGGGGGAGGGGCGCUGAUCUGAAGGGCAUCUUCUAGCCUUUCCUCUGUUACGUCAAUUGUGCAUCUUUGCCAGUCUGGCUUCUGGCUUUGUUUUAGAUAUUUUCUUUUUAAUAUGGCCUUUUCUGGUAGUCGGAUUCAUCCAUCUUCUUAUGAUUUUUGGGUAUCACACUGUAUUUGGGAAGGUUUUCUCCACCCUGCAUACCUUUGAAACAGCUGGUUUAGGAAGCGGGGUGGGGGGGGCAGAAGUGUGCGACCAAAGACAGGACAAGCCCGCCUGACGUGGGGGAGGAGCGUGUGGGAAGACUGUGAUUUCCGUGUCAAAAGCCAUUUGUUUUUCCCCCCAAGCCUGGCUUUUUACCCGUGAAAUGGAGGCAGAGUGGUGCUAAGAUUCACAGUGGGAUUUGCCAAUUUUUGAAGCAGAAAAUCACCAGCCUGACAUUUGAUGUUAUGUUUUGCUGGUUCCAAUUCCGUGACAAAGAAAUGAAAGAAAAUAAAAAAGCUGUGCUCAUGGC